Candidula unifasciata is the source of this 324-nucleotide messenger RNA. NCBI's taxonomy places the organism in Eukaryota, Metazoa, Mollusca, Gastropoda, Stylommatophora, Geomitridae. The record is from the annotation of a GenBank genome assembly.
AUGUUGCCGUUAGUGUUGUAUGGGAUAUUGCCGUUAGUGAUGUGUGGGAUGUUGCCGUUAGUGUUGUGUGGGAUGUUGCCGUUAGUGAUGUGUGGGAUGUUGCCGUUAGUGUUGUGUGGGAUGUUGCCGUUUGUGUUGUGUGGGAUGUUGUCGUUAGUGAUGUGUGGAAUGUUGUCGUUGGUGUUGUGUGGGAUGUUGCCGUUAGUGUUAUGUGGGAUGUUGCCGUUAGUGUUGUGUGGGAUGUUGCCGUUAGUGUUGUGUGGGGUGUUGCCGUUAGUGAUGUGUGGGAUGUUGCCGUUAGUGUUGUGUGGGAUGUUGCCAUAA